GCUAAAUCUCUGGCUGAUCGACUUUGAAUAUGAUAAAGCAGAUGGAAGACACAUGUGACUCUUAGAGAGAGAGAGAGAGAGAGAGAGAGAGAGAGGGGUGUGGGAGAGCUACAGGUAGGAGGAAAGGAUGAAAUUCAAUCUUUAUUAAUGGGCUGUUUUCAUGGUUUUUGGUGUUUUCUUUGUCCUCCAAAUCAAACAAGGUAAACCAAUAUCUCUCCACAACAAAACUCCCAAGUUUUAUAGUAUUUUUUGGAGGCCAGGGGGCUCUGGAUUCAAGCGUGAGUUUGGGUUCUCUCUUGUUCUCUUUUGCUGCACAGGAGAGUUAUUGUGUUCUCAGUAUCCUUACAAUUUAUCUCUUUCUGCUUCAAAACCCUUGUUUUUUCUCCCUGGGUAUUGUACGGUUUCGUCGAAUCAUAUCGACAAGGGUUCUGAAUUAUUAAGAUGCAAAUGAUGUCUGGUGAUGUGUUCUCCAACAAAGGGUUCCCUCAAGAACAAGAUGCAAACCCUAAUCUUAAACCCAACACCAAUCCCGCAGCGAAGAAGAAGCGAAAUCUUCCAGGAACACCAGAUCCAGAUGCCGAGGUCAUCGCGCUUUCGCCGAAGACCCUCAUGGCGACAAACCGAUUCAUCUGCGAAAUCUGCAACAAGGGUUUUCAAAGAGACCAGAACUUGCAGCUUCACCGAAGAGGCCACAACCUUCCUUGGAAGCUCCGGCAGAGGACCAACAAGGAGGUCCGGAAGAAGGUCUACAUCUGCCCGGAGAAGACGUGCGUCCACCACGACCCCUCGAGAGCUCUCGGCGACCUCACCGGAAUAAAGAAGCAUUUCAGCAGAAAGCACGGCGAGAAGAAGUGGAAGUGUGAGAAGUGUUCGAAGAAGUAUGCUGUUCAGUCCGACUGGAAAGCCCAUUCUAAAACUUGUGGGACUAGAGAGUACAAAUGUGACUGUGGAACACUUUUCUCCAGGAAAGAUAGUUUCAUCACCCACAGGGCUUUCUGUGAUGCUUUAGCUGAAGAAAGUGCCAGGAUAACUUCAGUUGCAGCGACUUCCAAUAACUUAAACUUCAGAAAGGAUUCUUCAAAUGAUCAGACCGUGAUAAACCCGCCGCACGGAUUCAGCGGCGCAGCCGGGAUUUCGCAGUUCAGUCCGGGAUUCGGAUUUGAUUUUGCAGGCAUGGCAGAUCAGCAGAAGCCCAGAUUGUCACUGUGGCUGGAUCAGGCCAAUGCUAGUCUCAAUCCAACUAUUGAUGUGGCAGCGAGCCUAAACAAUUUCUACUUCUCAGCGGGUUUUCCGGACCAGAUGGCGCAGAUGGCGUCGCCGAAUGGCAUAUUUGCAUCAUCCUUAACUUCCUUUGGAAGCCCUCCAGAGCUCUCAUUGACACCACUGAUUCACGGGUUGAAGGAAGAGGAAGGAGGCAAAGAGAACAUGGUGGAAACCCUAGCUUCGGUUUACUCAGAAACCCGAAACAAGCAACCGAGCCCUACCACACCAUCCGCGCCGAUGUCCGCGACCGCGCUUCUGCAGAAAGCCUCCCAAAUGGGCUCUACAAGGAGCAACUCACCAUCUCCAUUCUUCAGCAACCGCUUUGGACUCCUCAACUCUUCUUUCUCUUCUUCUUCUCCUUCUUCGCCGUCUUCUUCCCACGCUGCAACCUUCACUAGCAUUCCUCUCCCUCAGAGUGUCCUCGCACCGGCAGGGGAUCGAACCGAACUGACCAGCGCUGCAUCAAACAGUAGUACUCUGGAUGAGCUGAUGGGGAUGCAAGUGCAACCAAUUACUAGUGCUAGUGGGAAACAAAAUCAAAAUGGGUUAACCAGGGAUUUUCUGGGAAUGGGAAAAGGUGGGUCUGGUGGUGCGCUCUUGCCCCAGGAGCUAGCCAGGUUUGGUCCGGUGGGCUCAGCCAUGGGGUUGAGCCAUUUCAGUGGGAACAACUGAACUGAGCAGUCCCAGCUUGCAAUCUAUGUGUUGUACUUUUUGUUCAAUUUCUGCCCUUCUUCUUCCUGGUGUCUAGUAGCAGAUGGGGGUGGUGGGUAAAUUAUUGGUAGAUAGACUCAUAGACCUCGUGUCGGGAAGGAGGUGAACUGGCUCCGCGACAGCAGCUACCGGACAGAGGAAUAUGAGGAGAGGGGUUGUGGACCGUCGGAUGGAGGGUGGGGGCUCGCUGAAUGCGGGAAACGAAGAGAGAGGAGAUGCGAUGUGAGCCGUCGGAUGGGCCGGCGCUGGGGCCCCUGCAUGUCGGAGGCAGACUUAACGAAAACCGAGCCUCACUAUGCUCAUGCAUGUCCUCGUCGUUCUUGUCGUGGUUGGUGUUGGUUACUUGUGUCCUCUCUCUCCCUCUCUCUCUCUCUCAAAAUAAUUUAAUAUAAAUAUAUAUAAUGGUCUUGGUCUUAGGUCUGGAAAUGUGUUGAAGUUGGAUAAUGGAGAGACAGGUCGCUCGAAAAACUAUGAAAUGCGUUGACCGUCGUCGUCGGGGCGAUGUUCCGGCGAUGAUCGAACUCGUCAACAUUGGUGGGUUUGAUUAGAAUUUUUAUUUAAGAAGUCUGCUGUUGGUGUGGUUUUUGAA
Messenger RNA from Malania oleifera, 2563 nucleotides. RefSeq names its product zinc finger protein JACKDAW. The record is from RefSeq and is a predicted model, not a curated record. The transcript has 3 exons. Gene Ontology annotation, molecular function: DNA-binding transcription factor activity. Gene Ontology annotation, cellular component: nucleus. The coding region runs from base 442 to 1935 and encodes 497 amino acids. NCBI's taxonomy places the organism in Eukaryota, Viridiplantae, Streptophyta, Magnoliopsida, Santalales, Ximeniaceae.